CCCCGGGGGCCCGGAGCAUGGGACCGCGUGCCUGAAGGAGCAAGGGUGAAGAGGGGGCCUGGGACCCCGAAAGGAAAAGAGGCGAGAAAAGGCACGAGAGCAGAGAAGGAAGAUGCAACUGACUCGCUGCUGCUUCGUGUUCCUAGUACAGGGCAGCCUCUAUCUGGUCAUCUGUGGCCAGGAUGAUGGUCCGCCUGGCUCGGAGGACCCUGAGCACAAUGACCAUGAGAGCCAGCCUCGGCCCCGGGUUCCUCGAAAGCGGGGCCACAUCUCACCUAAGUCUCGCCUUGUGGCCAAUUCCACCCUCCUAGGCCUGCUGGCUCCACCUGGGGAGACAUGGGGGGUCCUUGGGCAGCCCCCCAAUCGCCCAGUCCAUAGCCCCCAACCCUCCGCCAAGGUGAAGAAGAUCUUUGGCUGGGGGGACUUCUACUCUAACAUCAAGACAGUAGCCCUGAACCUGCUUGUCACAGGGAAGAUCGUGGACCAUGGCAACGGGACUUUCAGCGUCUACUUUCGACACAAUGCUACGGGCCAGGGCAACAUCUCCAUCAGCCUCGUACCCCCCAGCAAGGCUGUGGAGUUCCACCAGGAGCAGCAGAUCUUCAUCGAAGCCAAAGCCUCCAAGAUCUUCAAUUGCCGAAUGGAGUGGGAGAAGGUGGAACGGGGCCGCCGGACCUCGCUCUGCACCCACGACCCAGCCAAGACCUGCUCCCGAGACCACUCCCAAAGCUCAGCCACCUGGAGCUGCUCCCAGCCCUUCAAAGUCGUCUGCGUCUACAUUGCCUUCUACAGCACGGACUACCGGCUGGUGCAGAAGGUGUGCCCAGAUUACAACUACCAUAGUGAUACCCCCUACUAUCCUUCUGGGUGACGCUGGGCAGGCCACAGAGGCCAGGCCAGGGCUGGAAGGCAGGCCUGCCCAGGCAGGGAGCCAUCUGUGUCGACACUGGGCAGGGAGGGGGGUGGAGAAGAGGAGAUGCCAAGUGGGGCCAGGGCCAUAUCUCAAGUGGAGGGGAAGGGGUCCCAUAUGCCGGUCCCAACCUGAGGUUCUGGAGCGCCUAGAGCACAGGAGCAGCCUUCUGGGGCUUUCCACGCUGACAGACAGGAAGAUGCUAGUUCCAGGAGGCCUCUGGGACAAGACCAUUGUAGCCCCCAGCUAGUCAUGGAGAAGAGCCUAAGACCUUGGCUCCCUCCCUAACACUCUGAGAAAGGACAGUAACAAGAAGUGGGGGCACUUCUUCAGUGUGGAACCCAAGGGGACAACUAAUAAUGGCUGAGAACAGGAUUCCUGAGAGUCAGGGAUAGGGAGGGGGCAGGAAGAAUUCUUCAGCCCAGUCCAGUGGGCAGUGCUAAGCCCCUUGUCUUGAACUAGCACAGCAUGAGGCUGACAUGGUGGCCCUUGGGGUCUUUGAUGUCUCAACAAAUAAAUAGACCAUCUGCCUCUGGCUAUGCCACCCCUCUCCAAAAUUCCCUCUUCUGCCAGUGCUCCCCACUCACAUCCAGCCUCUUGCUGAAGGGACACCAGUCCUUGGGCUGAGAUAGAGGGCAAUCGUGGUCCUCCCAGCACCAGAGGCCACAAGUGGAAGCCCACGGGGGUGCCAUGUGUCCCUUCCCAACCCCACCCCCUGCUGGCUCCUCUGGGAGUUUCCUUGUCCCAGUGAGUGGUCCCUCAACAGUCAACCUUGCCCAUCAGACUGGGCUGCAGCCUCCUCACUCCCUGUGGGGCCUUUAGCAGCUUGGGUGAGCUGGACUGUGGGAAGGUACUGAAUCUGCUUUGUAGUGUCUGUCUGUGGGUGGGGGGAGGGGAGGGGAAAUCUUGUGACAUUGCCUUGGUUGUUGACUUCUGUUUGCAGAAUCUUGUUCCUGGAUCAGGGAAUAAAGCUUUCCCGGGAUGUUAGAGUCUGAGUUGUCCAGGGGAAAGGGCCCACCUAUGCAUUCCUGGUGCAGGCAGCAUUUCUCAGACACAGCAGGACAGCUCCUGAAGACCAGAGUCACAGGGCCCCAACAGCUGUCAGAGCUGUGCUCACUGAGGGUUUCAGGCUCCCUCUCCAGUCCCCUUCCCAGGCUGUCAGAUCCAGCUCUGGAAAAGCCAAGUGAAUACAGUUUGGUACUGGUAGGGGGUAGGGUGGCAUCUGCAAGGACAGCUCUGGGAAGAAGAGCUGGCAGGAGGAAUGGGUCAAUUAAGGUGUUCCUUGUUGCCCUCCAUGAAUUGCCAUCCCUGUAGGCCUUGCAGUGGGCAGUGGCUAGAGAUGGGGGGCAGGCACUGUCCUAGAUCUGUCAUUAUUUUGCUAUGUGACCUGGGGCCAAUCCAUUCUCUCUGGGUCUCUCUUGGUUUCUUCCUCUAUAAAAUGAAGUGCCUACUCCUGAAAACCCAUUGCCACAGAGCCAAUUCCAACCCAUAGUGACCCUAUAGGACAGAGUAGAAUAGCCCCCAUAGAGUUUCUAAGGCUGUAACCUUUACUCUUUCUCCUACAGAGUGGCUGGUGAUUUGAAGCGCCAACCUUUCGGUUAGCAGCUGAGUAUUUAACCACUGUGCUACCAGGACUCCUCUUUGCCUAGUCCUGAAACCAACCCAUUGUUGGCAAGUCGAUUCCAACUCAGCUGCCCUGCAGUCCUAGUCCAGUGGCUCUCAACUGUGGGUGUACAUCAGAAUCACCUAGAGGCUGUGUUAUAACAAGGGU
Loxodonta africana (African savanna elephant) is the source of this 2681-nucleotide messenger RNA. It is a transcript of the gene NXPH3, whose product is annotated as neurexophilin 3. The coding region runs from base 113 to 871 and encodes 252 amino acids. The transcript is spliced from 2 exons. Lineage: Eukaryota; Metazoa; Chordata; Mammalia; Proboscidea; Elephantidae. The record is from RefSeq and is a predicted model, not a curated record. Gene Ontology annotation, molecular function: signaling receptor binding.